Molecule: messenger RNA, 1664 nt
Organism: Saccostrea echinata
Lineage: Eukaryota; Metazoa; Mollusca; Bivalvia; Ostreida; Ostreidae
Exons: 5
Coding region: 299-943 (214 amino acids)
Source: RefSeq, a predicted model, not a curated record
UGAUAACUCAUGCACAUCUGUGACCUCAUUGUUACUACCAAGGGACUGGAAAUUCCCUUCUGACGUUUAAAUGGAUCUGACAUUUACAGAAAAUGCUGGGUUAUUAGGACAAUUUUGCAACUCUAGGAAUCUAGCUUUUAAAAAUACUUGAAGUGUCAAAUUAAGAACAGAAGAUUCAAGUUGUGGAGUAAGUUGUGUGUAUAUAAACUCGAGGGGUUGAUAACUUUGUAUAUUCAUGGACAGCUAGCACUUUAGGAAGCCAUUCAUAAAUAAGUCAGUUUUAGCUUUAUUAACCACUAUGGAGAUUCUCAAGUCAAGAACAUCGCCUCAUUCUAACGUACCAAGACUGAUCACAAAUCCCUAUGAUUUUGUCCACAAUCAGAAAGAAGCCUUCAAAAUAAAGGACCUGAAGGUGACUGAGAUCAGAACUGAGCAGGAUUUAUUACGAGUGACCUCUCAGGACAAACCGGACAUCCAUCAGGAGGAAUACCUCCUACAGCUUCAGUACCACAUCAACGGAACGCGUGGUCACUUCCUGUUAGUGGACAACGACGGGGUGGUCAGAACCAAUGGACAAAGCAAAGACAACAGGACAUUCCUGAAGAUCAUUCAUAAUUUCACGCAUCGUCCUGGCUUUUGUUAUCAGAUUGUGGGGUGGGGAACCUGUCAUAAUCAGAUGAUACUUUACAUGGAUGGCACAACACUAAAAACAAGGCCUUACAAUCCUUGUCAGAGAGACACCAAUGAUGACACAUUUUUUGCCUUCAGAACGAAAGGAAACAGUGAAGAUGGACAUUACGCGAUUCUAUCGUGGACUGGGCACCCUCUCGCCUUUGACAACCAGGGCACCUACCUGCCUCCCAAUAAUUUGUCACGAAACACUGACACGAUGUACCUGUUUAAGGUUCGGCAAGUGGACCGUAUGAAGAUCACACCUGUGUAAUUCGUAGAUAAAACAUAGAUGUCUUCAGUGAGGCAAAGUAUCAGAAAUGAAUCAAAUACAUUAGGCCCUACGUGUCAAAUACAUUAGGCCCUAAGUGUCAAUUUUUUUUGUUAAACUUAAAAAUUCUGUGAUAAUUUUUCGUAACAUCCACAUACAGUACACAAAAAAUAUUGAUAUGGGUACCCCAUACAACCUAAUCAUGCCAAUCAAAUUUGUUUUUAAUCAUCUUUUCUAAGACUUCUACAGAUUUAUAAAAUCAAAUCCAAUUACAAUGAGAUUGACCAUUCUAGUCAAAUCCUUAACAAUAAACAACACCUCAUACUAAUCCUUGCCAUUACACAAAUACAAAUAUUCUAUUUCAUGAAGUCAUGAGUACUUGCAUGUAAUAUAUUUAUUCUUUUUUUUUUUUUUGAGGUCACUUGAGUUUUUAUAUUAAUUCUUCUUCUACAUGGGGUUAAACAUUAAUGUUUAUCAAGACUCUCUCAACAAGAAUUAGGUAAUUCUGAUAUGUUUUUGUAAUUCAAUCACUGAAACACUAGUAUUUAAAGUAUUUUUUCUGAAUAAUUUAGAUUUUUUUAAUGAUAUUUUAAUCUUUCCAAGCCAUGGAGUUCAUAGGAGUAGACAUUUAUAACUUGUAGACAAAUCAUCAGUGUUCUUUACAAUAUAGUAUACACCUAUUUACUGGCUAUGAGGACAAUAGCAAGUUUAUCGUUCCCCAAGA